AUGGCGGAGGAACACCCCCAACUCCAGUCCGCUCUGCGGGAACUGGAUAGGGAACUUGAGGAAGGUGACAUUACAGAGAAGGGUUAUCAGAAACGGCGAACCGUCCUCCUUUCGCAGUACCUCGGAUCUACGGCUCUCGAUUUCAAUGCUGUCAGCGCUGCCGAACCAACCCAGUCGAUGACCAGUUCCGUCAGAUCUCCGCCAGCACUUCUCAGUAUUCGGCCGCCAACAGCUGAUUCGGGCGGACCCUCGCAAUCUUUCACCGGUGGACAUGGAGCGCCAAGUAACGGAAGCUUCGGGUACGAGCAAAAUGCUGGCAACGAGGGAUUGUCGCCGUUCAAUGGAGACGGUGCGAUGAUGUCUCACCAUGGACGGGGUCCAUCGGCGUCCUCGUAUGAUUCUCUUUUUCUCCCAAAACCUGCCCCUCCCGUACAACAGGACUCGAGGACAGCGACCCUCCUGAGCCAGAAUUACGCUUUCAGCCCUACGGGCCCCAAUGGCCAAUUUGAUGAACCGGUUGGAGCUUACGAUAUGCCUCCUCCCGAAGUGUCACGACAGUCGACAAUGCUGGAGUCGCAACAAGGGUACUUCGACGACUUUGCCGGGCAGCAACAGGAGGACUAUAGAGAUAGCUAUGGUGGCGGGUUCCACCGAUACUCUCAAUCUGAUGCAUUCUCUCCAACCGCGAAUAUGGCGCCCCCAUUAAUACCUGCCUCUGAUCUCCCGCAAGGCGCUAUUGUCGAUCACCUACUGCCCCUCGAGCCCCGCGAUAUCCCAUUCGCUGUACAUGACCCGCAUGAUAAAAAUACCCCAAUGUCAAAUUUCGACAAUAUCCCCACAGUUCUCAGACACCGCGCGCGAACUAGCGGCAAACAGCCGGCAUAUUGGGUCCUAGAUCAAAAGGGAAAGGAAAUUGCGUCUAUAACGUGGGAGAAGCUCGCAAGCCGUGCGGAAAAGGUCGCCCAGGUCAUUCGUGACAAGAGCAACCUUUACCGUGGGGACCGCGUUGCUCUGAUCUAUCGAGAUUCUGAGAUUAUAGAGUUUGCUGUUGCAUUAUUAGGUUGUUUUAUUGCCGGAGUUGUCGCCGUUCCCAUCAACAGCUUAAACGAUUAUCAAAGCUUGAACCUUGUUCUUACGUCGACCCAAGCGCAUCUUGCACUGACGACGGAAAAUAACCUCAAAAGCUUCCAGAGAGACAUUACGACUCAGAAGCUCAACUGGCCUCGAGGUGUAGAGUGGUGGAAGACGAAUGAAUUCGGCAGUUGGCAUCCGAAGAAGAAGGAUGAUACACCGCCGCUUAUUGUUCCUGAUCUCGCCUAUAUCGAGUUCUCGCGCGCCCCGACAGGAGACCUGCGCGGUGUUGUCAUGAGCCACCGAACGAUAAUGCAUCAGAUGGCCUGUUUGAGUGCGAUGUUCGCCACUGUGCCUUCGUCUUCGAGGCAGCAAUCCCGUGGAGAGACCAUUAUUAGCUACUUAGACCCUAGACAGGGUAUAGGUAUGAUAUUGGGCGUGCUUCUCACAGCGUACGGUGGUCAUACAACCGUGUGGCUGGAAGACCGCGCGGUUGAAACGCCGGGUCUCUACGCACACCUCGUGACGAAAUACAGAGCCACAAUCAUGGCUGCUGAUUAUCCUGGGCUGAAGAUAACUGCUUACAACUACCAGCAAGAUCCUAUGGCUACGCGGCAUUUCAAGAAGAACGCGGAACCUAACUUUGCUAGUGUCAAGCUUUGUUUGAUUGAUACGCUCACUGUUGAUGCCGAGUUCCAUGAGGUGCUUGCGGACAGAUGGCUGCGGCCCAUGAGGAAUCCGAGAGCGCGCGAAAUUGUCGCGCCGAUGCUAUGCUUGCCCGAACAUGGCGGUAUGGUAAUUAGCGUAAGGGACUGGUUAGGAGGCGAAGAACGGAUGGGCUGUCCUUUGACGCACGAGAUGGACCCAAUUGAUGAUCAGGAGGUCAAGAAGGAAGAAGCCAAUUCCGAUAAGGCCGAGAACAGCGGGUUUGGAAGUAGCUUGCUAGGCGGCGGGUCAUCUGCUCCAGCCCCUGAACAAACGGGGACGACUGAGCUUGGAGAAGCGCUGCUUGAUAAAGAGGCCUUGAAGAACAAUGAAGUCGUGGUAUUAGCCAUGGGCGAGGAUGCCCGGAAGUAUGCGGGGACUAUGCCCAAUGCUGUUCGUGUUGGGGCUUUCGGAUAUCCUAUACCUGACGCGACGUUCGCCAUUGUUGACCCCGAAACCAAUCUGCUGUGCACACCCAACGUUAUCGGCGAAAUCUGGAUCGACUCGCCCUCUCUUUCCGGUGGAUUCUGGGCGCUACCCAAACAUACGGAAGCUAUUUUCCACGCACGGCCGUAUAAAUUUGAAGAGGCCAACCCCACUCCUAUUUUGGUUGAGCCCGAGUUUCUUAGAACCGGCCUCCUUGGUUGUGUAAUUGAGGGCAAGGUCUUCGUGCUAGGGCUGUAUGAAGACCGAAUCCGCCAAAAGGUAGAGUGGGUCGAGCAUGGACAGCCAGCCGCGGAACAUCGCUACUUCUUCGUUCAACACCUAGUCGUCAGCACGCUCAAGAACAUUCCAAAAAUACACGACUGUACAGCUUUUGACGUGUUUGUCAACGAAGAACAUCUUCCGAUUGUUGUGCUUGAGUCGUACGCGGCGUCAACGGCGCCGACAACUUCAGGAGGCCCUCCGCGACAGCUGGACUCCGCCCUUCUUGAGUCUCUUGCAGAAAGAUGCAUGGAGGUUCUUUACCAGGAACACCAUCUGAGAGUCUACUGUGUGAUGCUUACAGCGCCAAAUACCCUUCCGCGGGUUACUAAGAACGGAAGACAGGAAAUUGGCAACAUGCUUUGCCGUAAGGACUUUGAUGCAGGAACCUUACCCUGCGUUCAUGUCAAAUUUGGCGUUGGACGAUCGGUCAUGAACCUUCCCAUUGGUGUUGAUCCGGUUGGAGGUAUUUGGUCGCCUCUGGCCUUGGAAACCAGGCAAGCUAUGUUGGAGCUGCCAGAGAAGCAAUAUUCCGGAGUGGACUAUCGUGAUGUCGUUAUGGACGAUCGCACCUCCACACCUCUCAACAACUUCACCUCCAUCGUCGACCUACUGCAGUGGCGGGUAUCCCGGCAAGCCGAGGAACUAUCGUACUGCUCUAUUGAUGGCCGCGGAAAGGAAGGAAAGGGCAUAACUUGGAAGAAAUUCGACCUUAAAGUUGCCGCCGUCGCGAUCUACUUGCGAAACAAAGUCAAGCUUCGCCCGGGCGACCAUGUGAUUCUGAUGUACACCCACUCAGAAGACUAUGUCUAUGCGGUCCACGCUUGUUUUUGCCUCGGUGUUGUUGUGAUUCCUCUUGCGCCUAUCGAUCAGAACCGGCUUUCUGAAGAUGCCCCUGCAUUUCUUCAUGUUAUCAGUGACUUCCACAUAAAGGCGAUCAUCGUCAACAACGAUGUUGACCAUGUGAUGCGACAGAAACUUGUUUCACAACAUAUCAAGCAGUCUGCGCAAGUUCUCAGGAUAGGAGUGCCUGCCAUCUACAACACCACCAAGCCAUCGAAACAGUCUCAUGGGUGUAAGGACCUCGGACUCACAAUGAAGGAGGCAUGGCUGCAAGGAAAUCAACCGGCUAUGGUCUGGACGUACUGGACUCCAGACCAACGGAGGAUCUCUGUCUCAAUCGGACAUGAUACCAUACUGGGCAUGUGCAAGGUACAGAAAGAGACAUGCCAGAUGACUAGUUCUCGACCGGUUCUAGGCAGUGUGCGAAGCACUUUGGGUCUUGGCUUCCUUCAUACCUGCCUGAUGGGUAUAUAUGUUGGUGCGCCGACAUACUUAGUCUCACCAGUUGACUUUGCGCAGAAUCCUAUGACGCUAUUCCUUGCCCUCUCUAGGUACAAGAUCAAGGAUACAUACGCUACCAGCCAAAUGCUGGACUAUGCCAUCAGUGCAAUGCCCGGAAAAGGCUUCCAGCUUCAAGAACUGAAGAACUUAAUGAUAUCUGCCGAAGGCCGACCACGUGUUGACAUCUACCAAAAAGUACGCCUGCACUUUGCCGGUGCCAACUUGGACCGGACGGCGAUCAAUGUGGUGUAUUCGCACGUUCUCAACCCCAUGAUUGUUACCAGGUCUUAUAUGUGUAUUGAACCCGUCGAGGUGUGGCUGGAUCUGCGAGCUUUGCGUCGUGGUCUCAUCGUUCCUGUGGAUCCUGAUACAGACCCAACAGCGCUAGCACUGCAGGACUCUGGUAUGGUGCCUGUGAACACACAGAUCGCUAUUGUCAAUCCGGAAACAUGCACUCUGUCUCAAGUUGGUGAAUACGGAGAGAUCUGGCUUCAAUCAGAUGCUUGCGCCAAAUCAUUCUAUGGCUCGAAGCAAGAUUUCGAUCUUGAGCGGUUCGAUGGCAGGAUUGAGGAUGGAGAUCCCAACGUAUCCUUUGUACGGACCGGAGAUUUAGGCUUCCUUCAUACGGUUACACGGCCAAUCGGACCUGGAGGUCAGCCUGUUGAGAUGCAAGUGCUGUUCGUACUUGGAGGAAUCGGAGAGACUUUCGAGGUCAAUGGGUUGAACCACUUUCCCAUGGAUAUUGAGAACUCUGUGGAGAAGUGCCACCGUAACAUCGUGAACGGCGGAUGUGCUGUGUUCCAGGCUGGUGGCAUGAUUGUGGUGGUGGUCGAGGUGGCGAGAAAAGCCUAUCUAGCGUCCUUGGUCCCGGUCAUUGUGAACGCUGUCCUCAACGAACACCAGGUCGUCGCUGACAUUGUAGCGUUCGUCUCCCACGGAGACUUCCCCCGCUCUCGACUAGGCGAGAAACAGCGCGGGAAGGUGCUAGCAUCCUGGGUGACUAGGAAACUGCGGACGAUCGCGCAGUUCAGCAUCCGCGAGAUGGAAGGCAGCAACUUCGGGCCUGCUCCACAGCACCGUAUGAGCAAGAGCUCCAAGGCCGGCAGCAUCAUGGGCCACAGCGCCCGAAGCGCUCGACGGUCUACGAUUGUUCCGGAUGAACCUGUACCGCGCUCUCCGGCUUUGCCUCCCGCUCCACCUCUGUUGGAGAGCCCAGCAGAGCCUUCGUUGACGCUGGUCAACAGCUCUUCGGCGAUUAUCCCGGAAGUGCCGCAGAUCGAGCUUCAGCAUCAUCAGCCUCAGCCAGCAGCCGAACCGGAGACUCCUAUUGACACUAAUGAGAACCAGUCCCCUGUAUUGAGUAAUGAUACUCCGAGGGGCCACAGGCGUGACUUCAGUUUCGAUUUCGGAGACUUUGGAGGGUCAACCGCAGCUCCUUCACAACCGGGUCACCCCGCGGAGUCUCUCCCCUACCGCCCGGGCCCAGGAUACUUACAAAACCCGAGCACCGGAGCGCCCGCCAUUGAUUUCUCCCGGCGAAGUGACUCAUAUCAACCCAGAGCGACCGGCGCACCAGACGAACAAGUGGACUGGCCACAGGAAGCGCUGAUGUACCAGUCAGCAUAUGACGCCGAUGUACGCGGCCCAGGAGCCCGCAGGGACUAUCUACAAUAA
Molecule: messenger RNA, 5499 nt
Organism: Aspergillus mulundensis
Lineage: Eukaryota; Fungi; Ascomycota; Eurotiomycetes; Eurotiales; Aspergillaceae
Product: putative AMP binding domain protein
Exons: 6
Coding region: 1-5499 (1832 amino acids)
Cellular component (GO): cytosol
Source: RefSeq, a predicted model, not a curated record